GUGGCAAGGGCCGGGAGCUGCUCCGGUGUAAGUGCUCAUGGUGCCAGCAGCUGCUCCUGGCCCGGCCUGGCCACCUGGACUGGGGCUGGGAUCAGCUCAUCGCCGACCUCGGACACCCUGGCCCUGCCCGGGCUCUGCUGAGCUGCCUGCCCUCUGCCCCGCAGGCCCGCCUCAAGUUCCCUGUCGACUACCCGUACUCCCCACCCGCCUUCCGCUUCCUGACCAAGAUGUGGCACCCUAACAUCUAUGAGACAGGGGACGUGUGCAUCUCCAUCCUCCAUCCCCCGGUCGACGACCCUCAGAGUGGGGAGCUGCCCUCAGAGCGGUGGAACCCCACCCAGAACGUCAGGACCAUCCUCCUGAGCGUGAUCUCCCUCCUCAACGAGCCCAACACCUUCUCGCCGGCCAACGUGGAUGCCUCGGUGAUGUACAGGAAGUGGAAGGAGAGCCAGGGCAAGGACCGCGAGUACACAGACAUCAUCCGGAAGCAGGUCCUGGGGACCCAGGUGGACGCGGAGCGAGACGGCGUGAAGGUGCCCACCACGCUGGCCGAGUACUGUGUGAAGACCAAGGCGCCAGCGCCCGACGAGGGCUCAGCCCUGUUCUACGACGACGACUACGAGGACGGCGAGCCCGGGGAGGAGGCCGGCAGCUGCUUCGGGGACGAGGACGACUCGGGCGCCGAGGAGUCCUGACCUGCGGACAAACGAGCGGCCCCCACGGGCUGCCCGCCUGGGGUCUUGACAGCGGACUACCUCGCCGGAGGGGGCGCGGGGCUUCUCCCUCCCUGCGUGCCGGGCCUCUCUGCUGGUCGGCCGCGUGCCACCACGUCCCCUCAGGGCCACCCGGGCCCGCGGGGUCCGCCACCACCAGGGAGCUAGUGACGGGCGGCCCGGCCAGCUUGAGGCCGGGGUGACGGCCCGAGGGGCCCGGCCUCGGGCGUGGGCUCCCCAGCCGUGUCUUUCUCAGCCGAGGGACAGUUCGCUGUGGCUGCCUCCUCUCCGCUUUGGUUUGUUUGAAACCCAAAUAAAACGACUUUGUGAGAAG
This is a messenger RNA of Carlito syrichta (Philippine tarsier), 1047 nucleotides long. RefSeq names its product ubiquitin-conjugating enzyme E2 R1-like. Gene Ontology annotation, biological process: ubiquitin-dependent protein catabolic process; protein polyubiquitination. The annotation marks the transcript as partial. Lineage: Eukaryota; Metazoa; Chordata; Mammalia; Primates; Tarsiidae. The transcript has 5 exons. Gene Ontology annotation, molecular function: ubiquitin conjugating enzyme activity. The record is from RefSeq and is a predicted model, not a curated record.